UAAUGAAUUUCGAGGUGACCUCUCUGGCUCGGUUCGUCUAUAAAUACCAUUCUCCUCUUCAUCCAUCGUCUAAGUAGCUCAAGCGCUGAGGCUGGGAAAGCUAUAUAUAUAGCUAGCUAGCAUUUCUUUUCGAGUUAGACACAUAGCAAUACACUCUGAUCCGCUUCCAUUCCAUCAACGCGAGAAGUCACUGAAGGAGUGGAGGCUGCAGCUAUACUCUACCAAAACUGAAUCUCUAGCUAGCUUGCAAUCCUGUCAUGGAUUUACCGACAACCAUAUGGACACUACUGGUCUUUGCUGCCUUUUCCGUCGCCAUAGUAGCAGCGACCAAGAUUAUUACAAGACGACGACGACGACGACAACAAUCAGCUGCCGGUCCGACGACAACGAAACGCCCACCUCCGCCCGUGUCUCCGGGGAUCCCUCUGCUGGGCGACCUGCCGGCGCUGCUCACCAAGGGCCCGUUGGCCCUGAUCCGCGACCACUACACGAUGCUGGGAAGCGUUUUCACCGUGCGCUUGUUCCGCCUGAAGCUCACCUUCGUGGUCGGGCCAGACGUGUCGAGCCAUUUCUACCGGGGCCUGGAUUCCGAGAUCAGCCAGGACGAGGUCUCCCAGUUCACCAUCCCCACCUUCGGCCCUGGCAUCGCCUUCGACGUCGAUUACGCCACUCGGCACGAGCAGUUCAGGUUCUUCGGCGACGCCUUGAAGCCGGUGAAGCUCAGGACCUAUGCCAGCCUCAUGGUUCAUGAAGUCGAGAGUCAUUUUGCGAGGUGGGGACAGUCCGGCACCGUUGAUCUGAAGCAGGAGCUAGAGCACCUCGUGACGCUCAUCACCAGCCGGUGCCUGUUCGGCGCCGCCGUCCGGGAGAGGAUGUUCACCGAGGUCGGGUCGCUGCUCCGCGAGCUCAACGACGGAAUGCGCCUCGUCACGAUCCUGUUCCCUCACCUCCCGAUCCCCGCGCACCGCCGGCGCGACGCCGCGCGCGCCAGGCUAGGCGAGAUAUUCACCGAGAUCGUCAGGUCCCGCAAGAGCCGCACCGACGACGACGACGACGACGACAUGCUGCAGUGCCUGCUCGACGCCCGGUACAAGGACGGCCGCGGGACGACGGAGACGGAGGUCGUCGGGAUGCUCGUCUCCGCGCUCUUCGCGGGGCAGCACAACAGCUCCAGCGCGGGCACCUGGACCGGGGCGCGCCUCCUCACCCACACCAAGCACCUGCGCGCCGCCGUCGAGGAGCAGCGGCGUGUCGUGGCGCGGCACGGUGACCGCGUCGACUACGACGUGCUGCAGGAGAUGGAGACCCUGCACCGCUGCGUCAAGGAAACCCUGCGCCUGCACCCUCCCGCGCUGAUGCUGCUCCGCCACGCGCGGCGGAGCUUCACCGUGCGGACCAGGGACGGCCGCGAGUACGAGGUGCCCAAGGGCCACGCGGUCGCCAGCCCGCUGGUGCUCCACAACAGGCUGCCGCACAUCUACGACGAACCGGACAAGUACGACCCGGAUCGGUUCGCGCCCCGGAGAGCGGAGGACAAGCCCGGCGGCGCGCUGGCGUACUUGUCGUUCGGCGCCGGAAGGCACAUCUGCGUCGGCGAGGCGUUCGCGUACAUGCAGCUUAAGCUGAUAUGGAGCCAUCUGCUGAGGAACUUCGACAUGGAGCUGGUGUCCCCGUUCCCCAGGACGGACUGGAACGUCGUCAUGCCAGGGCCGCAGGGGAAGGUGAUCAUCAGCUACAAGAGACGGCCCCUGCCUACGACAGACUGAACAAAGAGCUGGCUUGUUUGGAAAGCAGGAAUAUCUCACGAAGAACUACCGUUAGACAUGUUACGUGGAACAAAGUAUGUCGACAAUAACGGGCUAGUAGUUUAUAUUGUCCUCGUCAUCGUCUCUUCAGUUUACAUGUAUAGACAGUAAGCUUUUGAAAAAUGCAUAACUUACAUUAUACUACCUCCAUUCAAAAUAUAAGAUGUGUUGGCUUUUUCUAGUUAUACAUAGAUAAAACAAUAUAUAUAGAAAAGCCAAAAUAUCAUAUAAUUUGAAGAGGGAGUAGCAAACAAUUCAGCUUCGAGUAUUGACAGUCCAGUCUUCGAAGAA
This is a messenger RNA of Sorghum bicolor (sorghum), 2096 nucleotides long. RefSeq names its product obtusifoliol 14-alpha demethylase. The transcript has 3 exons. The record is from RefSeq and is a predicted model, not a curated record. Gene Ontology annotation, molecular function: heme binding; monooxygenase activity; oxidoreductase activity, acting on paired donors, with incorporation or reduction of molecular oxygen. The coding region runs from base 258 to 1766 and encodes 502 amino acids. NCBI's taxonomy places the organism in Eukaryota, Viridiplantae, Streptophyta, Magnoliopsida, Poales, Poaceae.